GGUUUUGCGGCGGCACCGGGAGGGGUAAGGGAGGUGAGGGCGGCGGGUGCCGAAGCGACGGCAGCGGCCGCGGCCGGAGGAGCAAUAGCAGCAGCCGUGGCGGCCACGGGGCGGGGCGCGGCGGUCGGUGACCGCGGCCGGGGCUGCAGGCGGCGGAGCGGCUGGGUCGCCCAUAUUUGAUUUUGAGCUCCAAAAUGGAAGAUUGGAAAAUAUGUUUUGAAGAGGUGUUUCAAAUUAAAACAAUAAAGAGUUUAUGUGUGGAUGAAUGGAAGGGCCUUGACCGCUUUCUUUGGCUUUGGGAAUGUACAAAAUACCUCAAAUGUUAAUAUCCUACCAAAAUUCCCAAGAUAAGUAAAUUGUGGUGUAUCUAUAUGAUAGAUUACUAUCAAGUCAUCAAACAUCAUGAGGAAGAAUGUUGACUUGGAAGAACCUUCACUAAAACACAGGCUGUAGAAUAAUAUAUGUGGUUUGUUAACAUUUUGGUAAAAAAUAAUAGGUAACUAAGGCAUAAAUACCAAAAACCGAAUGACAACGUUAAGAGUGGUUUUUUUCUUGGAAGUAGGUUUAUAGGUGUUUUUUUUCCUUUGAGUCCUGUUUUCCAAGAUUUUGUUUUAAACAUGUAUUGUAUUGCUAAAUAUUACUAGAAAUAUAGGAGAGGGCUAAAGUUCAUAAACGGUCGAAAUACACUGUUUGUCUAUAGUAAGUCGAUAUUCUCCCAGUUGCACAUUAUUAAGUAUUCUUAACUGUCCACUAUAAAUUAUUGAUUGUUAGACUUUUGAACUUGUAACUGUAAUCAAGGCCAUUUUAAAACUUGGCAUUGAACUCUGGAAUCUGUCUUUCCUCUUCAUGGAAAGACAAAAUUGCUGAAGGGAUGCUUACAGGCAUUUUUUUUUUUUUUUUUUUUUUUUUUUUGAGACAAGGUCUGACUUUGUUGCCCAGGCUGGAGUUCAGUAAAGUGAUCAUGGCUCACUGAAGCCUUGUGCUCCUAGGCUCAAGCAGUCCUCUCACCUCAGCAUCCCAAGUAGCUGGGAUUACUGAUGUGCAGCACCACACCCAGCUAAUUUUAAUUUUUGUAGAGAAAAGAUCAAUCUAUGUUAUCCAGUCUGGUCUUGAACUCUCUGCCUCAAGCGGUCAUCCUGCCUCAGCCUCUCCAAGUGCUGGGACUACAGAUAUGAGCCCCUGUGCCUGGCUGAGGACUUUUAAACUAUACAAAUAAACUUUUUUUUUUGAAGGUCUCAAGUGCACUUUUUUUUUGUUUUUUUUGGAGACAGUCUUACUCUGUCCCCCAGCCUGGAGUGCAGUGGCGCAAUCCCAGCUCACUGCAAUCUCUGCCUCUCUGGUUCAAGCAAUUCUCGUGCCUCACCCUCUCGAGUGCCUGGGAUUACAGGUGCAUGCCACCACCUUGCCUAGAUAAUUUUUUGUAUUUUUGAUAGAGACGGGGUUUCACCGUGUUGGCCAGGCUGGUCUUGAACUCCUGACCUCAGGUGAUCUGCCCACCUCAGCCUCCUAAAUUGCUGGGAUUACAGGCAUGAGCCACUGUGCCUGGCCCUAAGUGCACUUUUAAUACAUUUAUUAAAAGAUAAACUGAGCACAUAACCUAUACCAAAUACUAUCCUGUAAGACAGGUCUACAAAAAUGAAUAUGCUGUUCCUGUGCCUGGGGAACAUGCAGAAGUGAUUUCACUUUAUGUUGUUUUUUUUUUUUUCUUGAGACGGUCUCGCUCUGUCACCCAGACUGGAGUGCAGUGGUAUGAUCUCGGCUUGCUGCAACCUCUGCCUCCUGGGUUCAAGCAAUUCUCAUGCUUCAGCCUCCCAAGUAACUGGGUUUACAGGCAUGCACUGCCUCAGCCAGCUAAUUUUUUUUUUUAUUAUUUUUUUGAGACAGAGUCUUGCUCUGACGUCCAGGGUGGAGUGCAGUGGUGCCAUCUCGGCUCACUGCAACCUCCGCCUCCCGGGUUCAAGCGAUUCUCCUGCCUCAGUCUCCCAAGUAGCUGGGAUUACAGGUGCGUGCCACCAAGCCCAGCCAAUUUUUUUUGUAUUUUUAGUGGAGACGGGGUUUCACCGUGUUAGCCAGGAUGGUCUUGAUCUCCUGACCUCAGGUGAUCCAUCCGCCUUAGCCUCCCAAAGCGCUGGGAUUACAGACAUGAGCCACCGCACCCAGCUAAAUUUUUGUAUUUUUCUUUAGUAGAGACAGGGUUUCACCACGUUGGCCAGUCUGGUCUCGAACUCCAAGUGAUGCACUGGCCUCGGCCUUCCAAAGUGCUGGGAUUACAGGCAUGACCCACCACUCCCGGCAUUACGUUCUUAUUUUAGAGAUGAAACAGAUCUGAGAGGUUACAUCAACUAAUCAGACAACAUCAAGCUGAUAAUCAGAGGUGGAAGACUUAGGACUCCUAUUCUGGUCUUAGGAGCAAAGGUCCUGUUGUUUCUCCCACCUUAUAACAUUGCCCUUCUUGUCAGACUUUCAAAAUACAUUUUAAAAUGUGUCCCAUGGAUAAGAAAAUACUUGAAAAUUAUCCUUAAGUUGAAACUUUUUCUUAUCUUACCAAAGUAAAUUAAUGAUUCAAGGAUAUUGGGAUAUUGUGUCAUCCGAACGACAUACACAUGCUGAUAAUGUAUUUUUUUGUCAUUUGAUUUUCAGUGGAUUAUUUAUAAAAGUAAUUUUGAACUCCUGCCAAAAUGGUUGGCCCUUUUUUUUUUUUUUUUAACCUUGUCAAAUUUUUAUAUGGUGUCUCCAAUGCAGAUAGGACUUUUGGAAAUAAAUGUUCUUUCUCUGAAUUUUUUUUUUGUGGGGGAGGGUGUUUUCCAGACCUUUUGCUCACAUGAGCCAUUCUUGGUUUGUUCCAGCUUGCCAACACUUGGUGUCACAUGUGAGCCUCCCACAUGUAUUCACUCUCCAUUCCAGCUCUGUGAUUGAACUCUGCUCUUAUUGACUAGGGGGCAGUUGGGCAGGCAUGCCUCAUUCCUGGAAUUGACAGUCAUUCCUAAUUUUUGAAUAUACUAACACUGAAUCAGCACUUCUAAAGCCCUUCCUUCUCCCACUGGCUUCACUUGGCUUUCAGACAUAAUGAGGAGACUGGCUUUUCGAGGCGCUGGUUGUGCUCUGGUAAAGCUGAAGAAGUUGGAUUCCAUGGGUUCCAAGAGAAGAAGAGCUACCUCCCCUUCCAGCAGUGUCAGCGGGGACUUUGAUGAUGGGCACCAUUCUGUGUCAACACCAGGCCCAAGCAGGAAAAGGAGGAGACUUUCCAAUCUUCCAACUGUAGAUCCUAUUGCCGUGUGCCAUGAACUCUAUAAUACCAUCCGAGACUAUAAGGAUGAACAGGGCAGACUUCUCUGUGAGCUCUUCAUUAGGGCACCAAAGCGAAGAAAUCAACCAGACUAUUAUGAAGUGGUUUCUCAGCCCAUUGACUUGAUGAAAAUCCAACAGAAACUAAAAAUGGAAGAGUAUGAUGAUGUUAAUUUGCUGACUGCUGACUUCCAGCUUCUUUUUAACAAUGCAAAGUCCUAUUAUAAGCCAGAUUCUCCUGAAUAUAAAGCCGCUUGCAAACUCUGGGAUUUGUACCUUCGAACAAGAAAUGAGUUUGUUCAGAAAGGAGAAGCAGAUGACGAAGAUGAUGAUGAAGAUGGGCAAGACAAUCAGGGCACAGUGACUGAAGGAAAAGUACUUUUUUCUCCACAUUACCAGUCUUCUCCAGCUUACUUGAAGGAGAUCCUGGAGCAGCUUCUUGAAGCCAUAGUUGUAGCUACAAAUCCAUCAGGACGUCUCAUUAGCGAACUUUUUCAGAAACUGCCUUCUAAAGUGCAAUAUCCAGAUUAUUAUGCAAUAAUUAAGGAGCCUAUAGAUCUCAAGACCAUUGCCCAGAGGAUACAGAAUGGAAGCUACAAAAGUAUUCAUGCAAUGGCCAAAGAUAUAGAUCUCCUCGCAAAAAAUGCCAAAACUUAUAAUGAGCCUGGCUCUCAAGUAUUCAAGGAUGCAAAUUCAAUUAAAAAAAUAUUUUAUAUGAAAAAGGCUGAAAUUGAACAUCAUGAAAUGGCUAAGUCAAGUCUUCGAAUGAGGACUCCAUCCAACUUGGCUGCAGCCAGACUGACAGGUCCUUCACACAGUAAAGGCAGCCUUGGUGAAGAGAGAAAUCCCACUAGCAAGUAUUACCGUAAUAAAAGAGCAGUACAAGGAGGUCGUUUAUCAGCAAUUACAAUGGCACUUCAAUAUGGCUCAGAAAGUGAAGAAGAUGCUGCUUUAGCUGCUGCACGCUAUGAAGAGGGAGAGUCAGAAGCAGAAAGCAUCACUUCCUUUAUGGAUGUUUCAAAUCCUUUUUAUCAGCUUUAUGACACAGUUAGGAGUUGUCGGAAUAACCAAGGGCAGCUAAUAGCUGAACCUUUUUACCAUUUGCCUUCAAAGAAAAAAUACCCUGAUUAUUACCAGCAAAUUAAAAUGCCCAUAUCACUACAACAGAUCCGAACAAAACUGAAGAAUCAAGAAUAUGAAACUUUAGAUCAUUUGGAGUGUGAUCUGAAUUUAAUGUUUGAAAAUGCCAAACGCUAUAAUGUGCCCAAUUCAGCCAUCUACAAGCGAGUUCUAAAAUUGCAGCAAGUUAUGCAGGCAAAGAAGAAAGAGCUUGCCAGGAGAGACGAUAUCGAGGACGGAGACAGCAUGAUCUCUUCAGCCACCUCUGAUACUGGUAGUGCCAAAAGAAAAAGGAACACUCAUGACAGUGAGAUGUUGGGUCUCAGGAGGCUAUCCAGUAAAAAGAACAUAAGAAAGCAGCGAAUGAAAAUCUUAUUCAAUGUUGUUCUUGAAGCUCGAGAGCCAGGUUCAGGCAGAAGACUUUGUGACCUAUUUAUGGUUAAACCAUCCAAAAAGGACUAUCCUGAUUAUUAUAAAAUCAUCUUGGAGCCAAUGGACUUGAAAAUAAUUGAGCAUAACAUCCGCAAUGACAAAUAUGCUGGUGAAGAGGGAAUGAUAGAAGACAUGAAGCUGAUGUUCCGGAAUGCCAGGCACUAUAAUGAGGAGGGCUCCCAGGUUUAUAAUGAUGCACAUAUCCUGGAGAAGUUACUCAAGGAGAAAAGGAAAGAGCUGGGCCCACUGCCUGAUGAUGAUGACAUGGCUUCUCCCAAACUCAAGCUGAGUAGGAAGAGUGGCAUUUCUCCUAAAAAAUCAAAAUACAUGACUCCAAUGCAGCAGAAACUAAAUGAGGUCUAUGAAGCUGUAAAGAACUAUACUGAUAAGAGGGGUCGCCGCCUCAGUGCCAUAUUUCUGAGGCUUCCCUCUAGAUCUGAGUUGCCUGACUACUAUCUGACUAUUAAAAAGCCCAUGGACAUGGAAAAAAUUCGAAGUCACAUGAUGGCCAACAAGUACCAAGAUAUUGACUCUAUGGUUGAGGACUUUGUCAUGAUGUUUAAUAAUGCCUGUACAUACAAUGAGCCGGAGUCUUUGAUCUACAAAGAUGCUCUUGUUCUACACAAAGUCCUGCUUGAAACACGCAGAGACCUGGAGGGAGAUGAGGACUCUCAUGUCCCAAAUGUGACUUUGCUGAUUCAAGAGCUUAUCCACAAUCUUUUUGUGUCAGUCAUGAGUCAUCAGGAUGAUGAGGGAAGAUGCUACAGCGAUUCUUUAGCAGAAAUUCCUGCUGUGGAUCCCAACUUUCCUAACAAACCACCCCUUACAUUUGACAUAAUUAGGAAGAAUGUUGAAAAUAAUCGCUACCGUCGGCUUGAUUUAUUUCAAGAGCAUAUGUUUGAAGUAUUGGAACGAGCAAGAAGGAUGAAUCGGACAGAUUCAGAAAUAUAUGAAGAUGCAGUAGAACUUCAGCAGUUUUUUAUUAAAAUUCGUGAUGAACUCUGCAAAAAUGGAGAGAUUCUUCUUUCACCGGCACUCAGCUAUACCACAAAACAUUUGCAUAAUGAUGUGGAGAAAGAGAGAAAGGAAAAAUUGCCAAAAGAAAUAGAGGAAGAUAAACUAAAACGAGAAGAAGAAAAAAGAGAAGCUGAAAAGAGUGAAGAUUCCUCUGGUGCUGCAGGCCUCUCAGGCUUACAUCGCACAUACAGCCAGGACUGUAGCUUUAAAAACAGCAUGUACCAUGUUGGAGAUUACGUCUAUGUGGAACCUGCAGAGGCCAACCUACAACCACAUAUCGUCUGUAUUGAAAGACUGUGGGAGGAUUCAGCUGGUGAAAAAUGGUUGUAUGGCUGUUGGUUUUACCGACCAAAUGAAACAUUCCACCUGGCUACACGAAAAUUUCUAGAAAAAGAAGUUUUUAAGAGUGACUAUUACAACAAAGUUCCAGUUAGUAAAAUUCUAGGCAAGUGUGUGGUCAUGUUUGUCAAGGAAUACUUUAAGUUAUGCCCAGAAAACUUCCGAGAUGAGGAUGUUUUUGUCUGUGAAUCACGGUAUUCUGCCAAAACCAAAUCUUUUAAGAAAAUUAAACUGUGGACCAUGCCCAUCAGCUCAGUCAGGUUUGUCCCUCGGGAUGUGCCUCUGCCUGUGGUUCGCGUGGCCUCUGUAUUUGCAAAUGCAGAUAAAGGUGAUGAUGAGAAGAAUACAGACAACUCAGAGGACAGUCGAGCUGAAGACAAUUUUAACUUGGAAAAGGAAAAAGAAGAUGUCCCUGUGGAAAUGUCCAAUGGUGAACCAGGUUGCCACUACUUUGAGCAGCUCCAUUACAAUGACAUGUGGCUGAAGGUUGGCGACUGUGUCUUCAUCAAGUCCCAUGGCCUGGUGCGUCCUCGUGUGGGCAGAAUUGAAAAAGUAUGGGUUCGAGAUGGAGCUGCAUAUUUUUAUGGCCCCAUCUUCAUUCACCCAGAAGAAACAGAGCAUGAGCCCACAAAAAUGUUCUACAAAAAAGAAGUAUUUCUGAGUAAUCUGGAAGAAACCUGCCCCAUGACAUGUAUUCUCGGAAAGUGUGCUGUGUUGUCAUUCAAGGACUUCCUCUCCUGCAGGCCAACUGAAAUACCAGAAAAUGACAUUCUGCUUUGUGAGAGCCGCUACAAUGAGAGCGACAAGCAGAUGAAGAAAUUCAAAGGAUUGAAGAGGUUUUCACUCUCUGCUAAAGUGGUAGAUGAUGAAAUUUACUACUUCAGAAAACCAAUUGUUCCUCAGAAGGAGCCAUCACCUUUGCUGGAAAAGAAGAUCCAGUUGCUAGAAGCUAAAUUUGCCGAGUUAGAAGGUGGAGAUGAUGAUAUUGAAGAGAUGGGAGAAGAAGAUAGUGAGGUCAUUGAACCUCCUUCUCUACCUCAGCUUCAGACCCCCCUGGCCAGUGAGCUGGACCUCAUGCCCUACACACCCCCACAGUCUACCCCAAAGUCUGCCAAAGGCAGUGCAAAGAAGGAAGGCUCCAAACGGAAAAUCAACAUGAGUGGCUACAUCCUGUUCAGCAGUGAGAUGAGGGCUGUGAUUAAGGCCCAACACCCAGACUACUCUUUCGGGGAGCUCAGCCGCCUGGUGGGGACAGAAUGGAGAAAUCUUGAGACAGCCAAGAAAGCAGAAUAUGAAGAGCGGGCAGCUAAAGUUGCUGAGCAGCAGGAGAGAGAGCGAGCAGCACAGCAACAGCAGCCGAGUGCUUCUCCCCGAGCAGGCACCCCUGUGGGGGCUCUCAUGGGGGUGGUGCCACCACCAACACCAAUGGGGAUGCUCAAUCAGCAGUUGACACCUGUUGCAGGCAUGAUGGGUGGCUAUCCGCCAGGCCUUCCACCUUUGCAGGGCCCAGUUGAUGGCCUUGUUAGCAUGGGCAGCAUGCAGCCACUUCACCCUGGGGGGCCUCCACCCCACCAUCUUCCGCCAGGUGUGCCUGGCCUCCCGGGCAUCCCACCACCGGGUGUGAUGAACCAAGGAGUGGCCCCUAUGGUAGGGACUCCAGCACCAGGUGGAAGUCCAUAUGGACAACAGGUGGGAGUUUUGGGGCCUCCAGGGCAGCAGGCACCACCUCCAUAUCCCGGCCCACAUCCAGCUGGACCCCCUGUCAUACAGCAGCCAACAACACCCAUGUUUGUAGCUCCCCCACCAAAGACCCAGCGGCUUCUUCACUCAGAGGCCUACCUGAAAUACAUUGAAGGACUCAGUGCGGAGUCCAACAGCAUUAGCAAGUGGGAUCAGACACUGGCAGCUCGAAGACGCGACGUCCAUUUGUCGAAAGAACAGGAGAGCCGCCUACCCUCUCACUGGCUGAAAAGCAAAGGGGCCCACACCACCAUGGCAGAUGCCCUCUGGCGCCUUCGAGAUUUGAUGCUCCGGGACACCCUCAACAUUCGCCAAGCAUACAACCUAGAAAAUGUUUAAUCACAUCAUUACGUUUCUUUUAUAUAGAAGCAUAAAGAGUUGUGGAUCAGUAGCCAUUUUAGUUACUGGGGGUGGGGGGAAGGAACAAAGGAGGAUAAUUUUUAUUGCAUUUUACUGUACAUCACAAGGCCAUUUUUAUAUACGGACACUUUUAAUAAGCUAUUUCAAUUUGUUUGUUAUAUUAAGUUGACUUUAUCAAAUACACAAAGAUUUUUUUGCAUAUGUUUCCUUCGUUUAAAACCAGUUUCAUAAUUGGUUGUAUAUGUAGACUUGGAGUUUUAUCUUUUUACUUGUUGCCAUGGAACUGAAACCAUUAGAGGUUUUUGUCUUGGCUUGGGGUUUUUGUUUUCUUGGUUUUGGGUUUUUUUAUAUAUAUAUAUAAAAGAACAAAAUGAAAAAAAACACACACACACAAGAGUUUACAGAUUAGUUUAAAUUGAUAAUGAAAUGUGAAGUUUGUCCUAGUUUACAUCUUAGAGAGGGGAGUAUACUUGUGUUUGUUUCAUGUGCCUGAAUAUCUUAAGCCACUUUCUGCAAAAGCUGUUUCUUACAGAUGAAGUGCUUUCUUUGAAAGGUGGUUAUUUAGGUUUUAGAUGUUUAAUAGACACAGCACAUUUGCUCUAUUAACUCAGAGGCUCACUACAGAAAUAUGUAAUCAGUGCUGUGCAUCUGUCUGCAGCUAAUGUACCUCCUGGACACCAGGAGGGGAAAAAGCACUUUUUCAAUUGUGCUGAGUUAGACAUCUGUGAGUUAGACUAUGGUGUCAGUGAUUUUUGCAGAACACGUGCACAACCCUGAGGUAUGUUUAAUCUAGGCAGGUACGUUUAAGGAUAUUUUGAUCUAUUUAUAAUGAAUUCACAAUUUAUGCCUAUAAAUUUCAGAUGAUUUAAAAUUUUAAACCUGUUACAUUGAAAAACAUUGAAGUUCGUCUUGAAGAAAGCAUUAAGGUAUGCAUGGAGGUGAUUUAUUUUUAAACAUAACACCUAACCUAACAUGGGUAAGAGAGUAUGGAACUAGAUAUGAGCUGUAUAAGAAGCAUAAUUGUGAACAAGUAGAUUGAUUGCCUUCAUAUACAAGUAUGUUUUAGUAUUCCUUAUUUCCUUAUUAUCAGAUGUAUUUUUUCUUUUAAGUUUCAAUGUUGUUAUAAUUCUCAACCAGAAAUUUAAUACUUUCUAAAAUAUUUUUUAAAUUUAGCUUGUGCUUUUGAAUUACAGGAGAAGGGAAUCAUAAUUUAAUAAAACGCUUACUAGAAAGACCAUUACAGAUCCCAAACACUUGGGUUUGGUGACCCUGUCUUUCUUAUAUGACCCUACAAUAAACAUUUGAAGGCAGCAUAGGAUGGCAGACAGUAGGAACAUUGUUUCACUUGGCGGCAUGUUUUUGAAACCUGCUUUAUAGUAACUGGGUGAUUGCCAUUGUGGUAGAGCUUCCACUGCUGUUUAUAAUCUGAGAGAGUUAAUCUCAGAGGAUGCUUUUUUCCUUUUAAUCUGCUAUGAAUCAGUACCCAGAUGUUUAAUUACUGUACUUAUUAAAUCAUGAGGGCAAAAGAGUGUAGAAUGGAAAAAAGUCUCUUGUAUCUAGAUACUUUAAAUAUGGGAGGCCCUUUAACUUAAUUGCCUUUAGUCAACCACUGGAUUUGAAUUUGCAUCAAGUAUUUUAAAUAAUAUUGAAUUUAAAAAAAUGUAUUGCAGUAGUGUGUCAGUACCUUAUUGUUAAAGUGAGUCAGAUAAAUCUUCAAUUCCUGGCUAUUUGGGCAAUUGAAUCAUCAUGGACUGUAUAAUGCAAUCAGAUUAUUUUGUUUCUAGACAUCCUUGAAUUACACCAAAGAACAUGAAAUUUAGUUGUGGUUAAAUUAUUUAUUUAUUUCAUGCAUUCAUUUUAUUUCCCUUAAGGUCUGGAUGAGACUUCUUUGGGGAGCCUCUAAAAAAAUUUUUCACUGGGGGCCACGUGGGUCAUUAGAAGCCAGAGCUCUCCUCCAGGCUCCUUCCCAGUGCCUAGAGGUGCUAUAGGAAACAUAGAUCCAGCCAGGGGCUUCCCUAAAGCAGUGCAGCACCGGCCCAGGGCAUCACUAGACAGGCCCUAAUUAAGUUUUUUUUAAAAAGCCUGUGUAUUUAUUUUAGAAUCAUGUUUUUCUGUAUAUUAACUUGGGGGAUAUCGUUAAUAUUUAGGAUAUAAGAUUUGAGGUCAGCCAUCUUCAAAAAAGAAAAAAAAAUUGACUCAAGAAAGUACAAGUAAACUAUACACCUUUUUUUCAUAAGUUUUAGGAACUGUAGUAAUGUGGCUUAGAAAGUAUAAUGGCCUAAAUGUUUUCAAAAUGUAAGUUCCUGUGGAGAAGAAUUGUUUAUAUUGCAAACGGGGGGACUGAGGGGAACCUGUAGGUUUAAAACAGUAUGUUUGUCAGCCAACUGAUUUAAAAGGCCUUUAACUGUUUUGGUUGUUGUUUUUUUUUUAAGCCACUCUCCCCUUCCUAUGAGGAAGAAUUGAGAGGGGCACCUAUUUCUGUAAAAUCCCCAAAUUGGUGUUGAUGAUUUUGAGCUUGAAUGUUUUCAUACCUGAUUAAAACUUGGUUUAUUCUAAUUUCUGUAUCAUAUCAUCUGAGGUUUACGUGGUAACUAGUCUUAUAACAUGUAUGUAUCUUUUUUUUGUUGUUCAUCUAAAGCUUUUUAAUCCAAAUAAAUACAGAGUUUGCAAAGUGA
Messenger RNA from Homo sapiens (human), 10967 nucleotides. It is a transcript of the gene PBRM1, whose product is annotated as polybromo 1. The record is from RefSeq and is a predicted model, not a curated record. NCBI's taxonomy places the organism in Eukaryota, Metazoa, Chordata, Mammalia, Primates, Hominidae. Gene Ontology annotation, cellular component: chromosome; nucleus; RSC-type complex. Gene Ontology annotation, molecular function: chromatin binding. The coding region runs from base 3067 to 8271 and encodes 1734 amino acids. The transcript is spliced from 34 exons. Gene Ontology annotation, biological process: chromatin remodeling.